Wickerhamiella sorbophila is the source of this 1158-nucleotide messenger RNA. Its product is annotated as putative dihydrofolate synthetase. NCBI's taxonomy places the organism in Eukaryota, Fungi, Ascomycota, Dipodascomycetes, Dipodascales, Trichomonascaceae. Gene Ontology annotation, biological process: folic acid-containing compound biosynthetic process. Gene Ontology annotation, molecular function: ATP binding; dihydrofolate synthase activity; tetrahydrofolylpolyglutamate synthase activity. The record is from RefSeq and is a predicted model, not a curated record. Gene Ontology annotation, cellular component: cytoplasm; cytosol; mitochondrion. The transcript has a single exon. The coding region runs from base 1 to 1158 and encodes 385 amino acids.
AUGAUUGAUCUUGGGCUGGCACGGGUGACUCGACUUCUUGGAGAGCUCGGUAACCCGCAGAACUGUUACAAGGCGUUCCACGUUGCAGGAACAAAUGGUAAGGGGUCUGUUGUGUCUUAUUUGUCUAGCAUUCUGACUUACAACGGGGUGAGGACCGGUCGGUUCACGAGCCCGUUUUUAAUCAAUGAAGAGGAUGCAAUCUGUAUCAACAAUCGACCAAUAACACGACAAUUGUACGAAGACGUGAAGAAAGCGGUUGAUGCGCUCAAUAUUCAAAAGACGAUCCAAGCUACUGAGUUUGAAAGAGAGGCGGCGACGGCGUUCGAGGUGUUCCGAAGAGAGAAGGUGGAGGUCGCCGUAAUUGAAGUUGGUUUGGGCGGGCUCUUAGAUGCGACAAAUGUGCUGAUGAAAGAAAAUGUGCUGUGUACUGCUAUAACGAAAAUAGCCUUCGAUCAUGAAGGCUUUUUGGGUAGUAGUCUAACCCAAAUUGCUACUCAAAAGGCUGGAAUUAUCAAACCUGGUGUUCCAUGCGUUGCCGAUGGUACAAACGAUACUGAAGUUCUUCAAGUUGUCAAAAGUGUUGCUGAUAUGAAGUCUAGCCUUCUGUAUACCCCAGUGGGGCUUCCUGUUGGCUAUAGCACUAGGGACAUUUUAGAGGGCGAGUUUCAAAAGCAAAAUGCAGCCGUUGCCGUCCAGUCAAUAUCAGUUGCUUAUCCCCAAUUCAGCCGUGGAAUGAUUAUUGAAGGCCUAAGAAAUACGACAUGGCCUGGGCGGCUGCAAUGGAUCGACAUGGGCAACCAGCGCGUUUUGGUUGACGGUGCCCACAACCCAUCGGCGGCAAUUGAGUUGGCAAAAUAUGUACAGGAACACAUGAGACCCAAAUCGCCCAUCACUUGGGUAGUGGCCUUCUCAAAACCCUGUGACGAUAUAUUGGCACAGCUUGUCCAACCGGGGGAUAAAGUGAUAGCCACGAAAUUCGGGAGUAUCGCCACAAUGCCAUGGAUCAAGUCUCUGGAUCCCAACAAUAUCUGUGAAUCCGCUCGAAAAUACACCGAAGAAUCAAACGUCACACAGGUGGCAAACAUCAAGGACGUUUACUUCAAUGAUAAUACCGUCAUCUGCGGCUCGCUCUACCUACUUCGAGAAUUAUAUCGAUAG